Molecule: messenger RNA, 1574 nt
Organism: Jatropha curcas
Lineage: Eukaryota; Viridiplantae; Streptophyta; Magnoliopsida; Malpighiales; Euphorbiaceae
Gene: TBL3
Product: trichome birefringence-like protein (DUF828)
Cellular component (GO): Golgi apparatus
Molecular function (GO): O-acetyltransferase activity
Source: RefSeq, a predicted model, not a curated record
UCCUACUCAAUCUCCCAUAAAAAUAACCACAAAGGCUCAUAGAAAUUAAUAAACCUAAAACAAAACCGGUCCUCAUCAAUUCUGUUGCCCAAUAAUAGUAAUUUUCCCUUCUCUGCAGUUUUAACAAUGAGCUUAGCUUCUUCUCCAUCUGCUACAAUGAAGCCUCCAAGAGGAAAGCUACCUUUGUCUAUCAUCACCUUAAUUAUUUGUGGUUUUGCAUUUCUCGCUCUAUUAUAUUCAGACGCUUCCAGGUCUUUUUUCAAGUUUAAAUCCUGUCCUAGGAGAAAUGCUGUUAAAAAGUCAAAGAAUAAAACUGCAGGAGAUAAUCUUAAAAGUUUCGAAAUGGAUGAUAGAUUCGAGUUCGACCCAGAAGAGUGCAGUGUUAAUACUGGGAAGUGGGUCUUUAACAAAUCAUACAAGCCUUUGUAUACAGACAGAAGCUGCCCUUAUUUAGAUUUACAAGUUUCUUGUGUUAAAAAUGGCCGGCGAGAUUCCGAUUACCGCGGCUGGGAAUGGCAUCCGGGUGACUGUACUUUGCCAAGAUUUAGUGCUGAGCUUGCCCUUAAGAAACUCAGAGGGAAGAGAUUGUUGUUCGUAGGGGAUUCAUUACAAAGGGGACAAUGGCAAUCAUUCGUUUGUAUGGUGGAAUGGUUAAUAUCCGAAGACAAGAAAUCCAUGAAACGGGGUCGCUCUCAUUCUGUCUUUAGAGCCAAGGAAUAUGAUGCGACCAUUGAAUUCUACUGGGCACCAUAUCUUAUAGAGUCAAAUACUGAUCUCAACAUCAUAGUAGAUCCAAAGAAGAGAAUAAUGAAAGUGGAUUCAAUCGAAAAGCAUGCCAAACACUGGGGAGGAGUGGAUAUUUUAGUGUUUAAUACUUAUGUUUGGUGGAUGAGUGGUCUAAGGCUCAAAACACUAUGGGGUUCAUUUGAUAACGGAGAAGAAGGGUAUGUAGAAUUAGAUACACCAGUUGCUUACAAAGUAGGUUUGAAGACUUGGGCAAAUUGGGUCGACUCAAAUAUUAAUCCCAACAAGACACGUGUCUUCUUUACUACUAUGUCCCCUACACACACAAGAAGCGAAGAUUGGAACAAUACAGAAGGGAUAAAAUGCUUCAACGAAACAAAGCCAGUAAUGAAGAAAAAGCAUUGGGGAAGUGGCUCUGAUAAGAAAAUGAUGAGUGUGGUGGCUAGUACAGUGGCUAACAUGAAAGUUCCUGUUACAGUUUUGAACAUAACACAGUUAUCGGAGUAUCGCAUUGACGCUCACACAUCGGUAUAUACAGAGACAGGAGGUAAGGUAUUGACAGAUGAAGAAAAGGCCGAUCCAUUACACCAUGCAGAUUGCAUACACUGGUGUUUGCCUGGAGUUCCGGAUACUUGGAACCGAAUAUUUCUUGCCUAUUUGUAGCUGUAACUGAAAGCAAAUGGAAAGAGUUCAUGGGUUUAAAUUUAUUUGAUCAAUUGUACACAUUUAUAUAGCAUCUCUUUUGGGAAUUUUUCUUUGUUUUGUGUCAACGAAAUUCUUUUAAUUGAGUGACAAAUAUAUGUAAAAUGAGGGUACUUCAAAAUUUUUUA